AUGCGUUAGGUUGCUCCUUGCACUGAGCAUUACAGACCGGCAGGAGAACCAAACCCAAGCACAGAGUCCAAAAAAAAAAGCUUCGCUGUAGAACGGCAAGCGCAGAGGAAAGCGAGGAUCAUGACAUUUGCAGGGAUGCUGAGAGACCAGGACAUCCAGUCUGCCGUGCAGGCGUGUCAAGCUCCGGGCACAUUCAACUACAAAACUUUCUUCUCACAAGUGGGACUGGCCGACUUGUCAGAAGCAGAUUGGAAAAAUGUCUUCAUGGUGCUGGACCAGGACAGGAGCGGAUUCGUUGAGGAGGCGGAGCUAAAACUAUUCCUUCAGAAUUUCUCCCCCGACGCGAGGGAGCUGACGGUGGCCGAAACCAAGACGCUGAUGGCGGCAGCAGACAGAGAUGGCGAUGGCAAAAUCGGAAUUGAAGAGUUCUGCGAUCUCCUGAAAUAACGAGAAACGCCCCUCACUGGCCACGACUUUGAAGAUCCUGACUUUGCAGAUUGUUUGAUCAAAGCUCUGAUAUUCCAAAUCUGCUUGCCUACCCGUUGCUCUCCGACGGAUGCCGGAGGCCAUACGUGUGCGUUGCCGUGACUCAACAAGUCGCAAAUGAUCAAUAAAUGUAU
Hippocampus zosterae (dwarf seahorse) is the source of this 620-nucleotide messenger RNA. RefSeq names its product parvalbumin beta-like. Gene Ontology annotation, cellular component: cytoplasm; nucleus. NCBI's taxonomy places the organism in Eukaryota, Metazoa, Chordata, Actinopteri, Syngnathiformes, Syngnathidae. The record is from RefSeq and is a predicted model, not a curated record. Gene Ontology annotation, molecular function: calcium ion binding.